CCUAAAACCCUAACCGGAAAUCGCUUGCUUAUUCCACGAACACAGAAGGGUUUUCGUUUUUUGGCGGUGCAUCUGACAGCCGCGGGAUACCGGUUUCAAAGCCCUAAUCUUCAUUCAUCCCAACCGCCAUCGUCAAUCAGGUCCAAUUUAAGUUCUUGCUGCUCUUUCUGCUUCUGCAAAUAGAAGCCGUAUCGGGCUAAGGUUUCUCAGCGGCAGCGUCUUUGUUGUUUCAGGUUCUAAUGGCUGCCAACAAUAGCCCUCUCCCCGCUGGUGUGACCAAAGAACAGGCCUUUGGCAUGGCGGAGACUGAGAUGGAAUACAGAGUGGAGUUGUUCAACAGGCUUUCACAGACAUGCUUCAGCAAGUGUGUUGACAAAAGGUACAAGGAGUCUGAGCUGAACAUGGGCGAGAAUAGCUGCAUCGAUCGCUGCGUUUCAAAGUAUUGGCUGGUGAACGGUCUAGUAGGUCAGAUGCUAAGUGCUGGUGGUCAGCGUCCCAUGUGAAAUGCAGAGCUUAGCUUGAUUUCUCUGCGUCUUGGAAUGUUGCAAGGGUAAUUUUGAGUGUGUUCACUAUGAGAACUAAUGUUACCAUGCCAAAGAAUUCUGUGCUAAUUUCUGCUUAUAGUAGAUAAUAUCCAUUUUUCGUGUUACCGGCAUGGUGCAGGUUGUUGUUAUCACUUAUCAGAUAUUCUCUGCUCAGGGAAAUUGUCAAUAAGGUUCAGAUAUAGUUUAUAAAGGAUACUCAAUCUUUUCAGACGGCAGUUACUCGGACUUUUCACAAAAAUUUAUUCUUAUUUUUCCAAAUUAUCUUUCAUUUUCCUGAAAAUUAUUUUCAAUAAUUUAUUGUUUGACUGUAGCAUAUUUUUUUAUAAAUAUUUGGGCUAUAAUGCUAUAUGCUUCAAGUGGAUUCAUGAUAACGAUGCAACUGGCCCAACUCAAAUUUUAUCAACAUUGAUUAUUAGUGUUCGUAUAAUGUGUUUAACUUCAUCGUGUAAACCAAAUCUUAAGAUGAAAAAUUCACAUGUCACCAUCUAAUUAGCCUGUGAUUUACACUACUAAUCUAGCUAGCUCACAAGCUAUAUAUAUUCGUUGGAUUUGAACUCGCAUUGUUGAAGAAGCAUGAAACGGAGUUGGUGGCAAGGAGCAACGUUUAAAUUAAGUUCGUCAAAACUAGGUCAUUUUUUUGUUUAUUCCAGUUUGGUCCCUAAAGUGGUUAUUCAUGUUAGUUGAGUAUGUUUGAAAGCUGUUCAUAGUGUUGCGGAUUUGGGAGAAGUUAGGGUGCUAACUUCACCAUACGAACAACUAUAAUUACUAUUUAUUGUUUAAGUCACAUCUAACAGUGUUUGAUAAUGAAAGACUUAUUUGGUAUUGGUUUAAUACACUAGCAUAGCCAUAACUUUCGCGAUUUUGACAACAUUAGUCAAUUUUUGAAAAAUACACUAAAAUAGUCAGUUUUCGUCUAAUAAUUUAACGGAAAAGUCACAAAUGCUGAGUAGACAAAUGUUUGUUGCUGAUGUGACAGUAUUAUCCACAAACUUACAUAUCUGGAUUUUUUUAAAAUUCAUUUUCAUUAAGUUAAAUAAAAAUUAAUAAAAGGAAAAAUCAUCUCCCCAUCCUCACACCUAGGAAUGGCAAUGGGUCGGAUUGGGUCGGGUUUUGUCAAACCCAAACCCAAACCCAUGGGUUUAUCCGCCAAAAAAACCCGGGGUAAAACCCGUUGGGUUUGAAAAACUCAAACCCAACCCAACCCGCUGGAUAUCCGCGGGUUCAUGGGUACCCGUGGGUUUUUGUGGUAAAAAUUUACAAUAACAAGUUUCUUUCAAAAUAAAAGUUUAACGUCAAU
Linum trigynum is the source of this 1842-nucleotide messenger RNA. The record is from the annotation of a GenBank genome assembly. NCBI's taxonomy places the organism in Eukaryota, Viridiplantae, Streptophyta, Magnoliopsida, Malpighiales, Linaceae.